This is a messenger RNA of Parnassius apollo (apollo), 684 nucleotides long. The record is from the annotation of a GenBank genome assembly. Lineage: Eukaryota; Metazoa; Arthropoda; Insecta; Lepidoptera; Papilionidae.
AUGUCUGAUUGGUCGGACAUAGAUGAUGAAAACCAAAGAAAAAACACUGAUCUAGAUUUAUUAAAGACAUCAGACAUUGACAUAAUAAAAGUAUUACAGAUUGAUGAUAUAAUGGAAUUGACAGACACUGAAAACGGCCAAAAAAAGAAGCAUUCAACGAGAAAUGAUAGAACACAAAGAAGCAUAAAUAACGAUCUGAAGAUGAAUGAUAAUCCACAAAAAGAAAAAAAAUUAAGUGAUGAGACAAAAUAUACAGAACUUAAUAAUAAUAAAGUCACUGUUCUGUCAUCAGUUCGAUUCACACCUGAAAAUCGACCUUUCAUUGGUUUAAAAACUUGUGCAACCUUAAAACUUGAACCUGUGGAUAAACAGUUUAAUUUAAGUUCGAACCUAAAGCGUAAAGAUUUACAAGGAGAAUCCUUAGAUAAAGAAAACACGCCAGUGAAAAGAUUAAGAACUCCUGCAAUGAAAGUAAAGAGUAAUGAUAAGGAGUUAAUCAAAAUCAAAAAACCACAGAUUAGUGUAAAAUUUGAAUAUUCAAACAAAACAGCAUAUGACAUGAAGAACAAAACCGAAAAACGACAAAAUAAGGUGGGUACAUCACAGACAGACGACUUCGAAAGCAAAGUAAGAGAAUACGAAAGCUUGCUUUGUGAAAAUGGUAAAAAAAGUGAAGAAGAAUGA